Molecule: messenger RNA, 936 nt
Organism: Ochotona princeps (American pika)
Lineage: Eukaryota; Metazoa; Chordata; Mammalia; Lagomorpha; Ochotonidae
Product: putative vomeronasal receptor-like protein 4
Exons: 1
Coding region: 1-936 (311 amino acids)
Biological process (GO): G protein-coupled receptor signaling pathway
Cellular component (GO): membrane
Molecular function (GO): pheromone receptor activity
Source: RefSeq, a predicted model, not a curated record
AUGCAGAGAAAUGCGAAGUCUCCACUUGUGUUAUUAAAAAAUGUGUAUUUUUUCCAAGCUGGCAUUGGAAUGUUAGCCAAUGUCUUCCUCCUUCUUUUCCACAUCUUCACAACCCAUCUGGUUCAUAGACUUAGGCCCACGGACAUGAUAACCUGCCACUUGGCUUUUGUCCACCUCAUGAUGCUACUUAUUACACUGGAUAUAUUAUCUGAAGACAUGUUAAGAUCAAUGAAUUUUGCAAAUGAGUUAAGGUGCAAGCUCUUGUUGUACUUGAGUAAGGUGAUGAGGGGUCUUUCCCUUUCCACUACCUGCCUCCUGAGCAUCAUUCAGGUCAUCACCAUCAGUCCCAGCUCCUUCUACUUGUCAAGAUUUAAAUAUAAACUCACAAAACAUGUUGCCAUUGCUUUCUUCUGUAUUUUGUCCCUCAACCUGUCUUCCAAUAGCUACCUGAUCAUCUACACUGUAGUUUAUUCCAACAGGACCAAUCUACUCAAUGUCAAUAAAUACUGCUCACUUUCUUCAAUGAACUCCAUGAUUAUGACACUGUUUUUCAUACUUGCAUUGUCCCAGAAUGUCUUCUUUGUAGGAAUAAUGCUGUUCUCCAGCAUGUACAUGGUGAUUUUUUUAUGUAGGCAUCAGAGGAAGUCUGAGUACCUUCACAGCAUGAGCAUUUCCCCAAGAUUCUCUCCAGCAAAAAGGGCCACUUGUACGGUCCUGUUGCUUGUAAGUUUCUUUGUGAUUAUGUACUCUGUGGAUAGCAUCAUCUCAUCCUUUGCUUAUGCAUUGUGGAAAUAUGAGCCAUCUGCACUGGAUAUUCAAGGUCUAUUGGGAAAUAUUUAUGCCACUGUGAGUCCUUUGGUGCUUAUUAGUUCUGAUAAAAGAAUAAUUGGCAUUCUGCAAAAAAUGAUUGCUAUGUUAAGAGUCUGGACAUGUUAA